Paraphaeosphaeria sporulosa is the source of this 2316-nucleotide messenger RNA. Its product is annotated as glycoside hydrolase. Gene Ontology annotation, molecular function: alpha-L-fucosidase activity. Gene Ontology annotation, cellular component: lysosome. Bases 1 to 2316 code for a protein of 771 amino acids. The record is from RefSeq and is a predicted model, not a curated record. The transcript is spliced from 2 exons. NCBI's taxonomy places the organism in Eukaryota, Fungi, Ascomycota, Dothideomycetes, Pleosporales, Didymosphaeriaceae. Gene Ontology annotation, biological process: glycoside catabolic process; fucose metabolic process.
AUGCCGCAGAAUAAUUUCCAGCCAAUAUCUGGCACGGCUCCAUCUCGUCCUAUUGACCUGCAUGUCAUUUACGACAACCAAGCCUUCGGUUUAACACCCAAUGAGACCAACUUUGAUAACUCAGGAGAUUCAUAUCCCGCUGAAUUCAUUCCACCGUCGACGUUCACUUACACUGGUCUUAAUUACAAUUUCCCCAAAUACAAUUCUUCAGGAUAUGACAACGCCAUAGCAGCAGGCCAAACAGUAUACAUACCACGAGGGCGCUAUCUAAGUGUGCACAUGCUUGCCGCCUCGGAAAAUGGCCUGGCCCAAGGAACACUCAACGCAACCUUCUCCGACAACAGCACAAGCUCAAGUGCCGUCCUCGUGCCCGCAUGGUGGUCCUGGCCCUAUCCAACGGGAGGCGACCUCGUCUUCCCUUACCGACUGACGAACGAAAGUGUGGACUGGAAUCGCAGUAACAUCUUCCAGACGAGGAAUUGGCUGGAUAGCUCCAAGGAACUAACCUCCUUGACAUUGCCGAACGUAACGGGCGGGUCUGCAACGGAUCCUGGAGGCGCGGCUAUCUCGUCUCGGUUGCAUAUCUUUGCGCUGACGCUGGUGCCGGUGGUGAGUGAUGCCAAAGGACCGGUUUUGAGCGUGCAGUAUGCCAGGUCGACGCAGAAGUGGGUGGAAGGGAGCGACAAGAUCCAGAUUUUCGAAGUGACCGUGAACAACGUCGGUGCAGAAGACAUCCUGAAGGACCACGCAGUCGAAGUAAAGAUCGAUUCGGCCGGGGUUGAGACCGUUACACCGGGAUACAUCAAGAGACUUCAUGCUGGUGAUCAAGUCCGGGUCAACAUAGGUGUCAAAAACAAAGAUGGAGUCAAUUCCGGCACAAGUGGCCCCGCGACGGUCACUGUAUCAGGGAAAGGGCUGAACUGUUCAGACUACACUUUCAACGCCACGUUUGGCUUCAAGAAGUACGAGCCAACGUACGAGUCAGUCUACACGCACGACUCACCUGACUGGUACAACGACCUCAAGUACGGCAUCUUCAUCCACUGGGGUCCCUACGCCGUUCCAGCAUGGGGAAACGUGGGGAAAAACGAAUCAUAUGCCGAGUGGUACUGGUGGAGUCUCAACAGCGGGCCAGGCGACAAAUCCCAGACCUACGAAUACCAUCUCUCCCACUACGGCCCAAACAUCGUCUACGACGACUUCAUCCAGAACUUCACCGCCUCCGCAUUCAACCCCAAAGACUGGGUCGAUCUCUUUGCCGAUGCCGGGGCGAACUAUUUCGUGCAGGUCAGCAAGCAUCACGACGGGUAUGCAAUCUUCGAUCUGCCCGCGAAUGUCUCGAAGCGGACGUCGGUCGCGCAGUUCCCGCACCGCAACCUCCUCCAGGAACUCUUCGACGCCGCGGAAACGCACCAGCCGCACCUCCACAAGGCCACAUACUACUCUCUCCCCGAGUGGUUCCAUCCCGACUAUCGGCGCUACGGCUUCGCCAGCUGGCCCGGCGGCAACGCCACGAACCCCUUCACCAACGCGACGCUGCCCUACGCGGGCUACGUCCCCGUGGCCGACUACGUGUCCGACCUGGUGCUCCCUGAGAUGGAGACGCUGGCCGCCAUGGGCGUCGAGAUCAUGUGGUGCGACAUCGGCGGGCCCAACCGCACCGCCGAGUUUGCAGCAUCAUGGUUCAACGCGCUCGCCGUGCAGAACAAGCAGGCCCUCAUGAACGCGCGGUGCGGCCUGCCGGGCGACUUUGACACGCCCGAGUACGCGCGCUACGCCGCGGUGCAGCCGCGCAAGUGGGAGACGAACCAAGGCAUGGAUCCGUAUUCGUACGGGUACAAUGCUGCUACGCCGCUCUCCGCGUACAUGAAUGCGUCCGCCGUCGUGACGUCGCUCGUCGAUAUCGUCUCCAAGAACGGCAAUUUCCUGCUCGAUGUUGGGCCUACGGCGGACGGGACUAUCAUCGACGUCGAGCAGAAGACGCUCCGGGAGGCGGGGGCGUGGAUCAAAAGCCAUGGCGAGGCCAUCUUCAACACGAUUUAUUGGAGCGUCACGCCCCAGGAGGGCUCGGAUGUGCGGUUUACCACGAGCUUGGACGCGUUUUAUAUCUUGGUGUUGAGUAAGCCGAAUGCGACGCUGGUGUUGGACAGCCCGGUGCCGUGGGUUGACGGCGACGAGGUGACGGUCGUAGGAGGUGCUAAGGCUGGUACGGUUGUUCCGAGCCAGAAGAGCGGCAAUGGGAGCGUUGUGCUCGAGGUAAGCGACGAGGUCGCCGCGGCGGAUGAGUACGCUUGGGUGUUUAAGAUCGCGUACUAG